UGAACGGAGCGUGGCCCUGACAGAGAACUCUGCAGCAGGCUCUGUGUGAAUGUUUCUGGCCAGGCCCCAGUUGCUAUGGACACCAUAUUUUCUGUCAUUCUCUACUAGCUCCCCCUACAAUUACCAUGGACACCAAGGGACGCAUUUCUCUACAGCAGUCUCAGUCAGAUCACUAACAUCUCUAGGAUUCCUGAAGCACAACCUCCAAAAUACAAGAUCACUUUCCUAUUCUGGAGCUCAGUUGAGGUGGACACACAGCUGUUAGUGUACACAUCAGCGUGUGGUUGGAGACUGAGCCAAUAAUGGAGAAAGACUGGGACAGAUAUAAGUCAAUUGUCAAUGGGCAUCACAUGAGGGACAUGCAGCACAAAAUGGCUUCAGAAUAUCAGUCUCAUUUACACCAGCAACAAUGUGUAAGAGAGCAGGCUGAGUGUGUAAGAGAGAGACAAGUUGGAAACCAAAGCAUCCCACAUCCUCUCUCCACUUUUUACUCCAGCCGUAGUUACAGUAAGCCAUGGCAGAAUGGGAUGACCACAAAGACGCAGAUUCCAGUGGAAACAGGACAUGAGAGUGGACAAAACAAGGAAUGGCAUUACAGCAGCACUGUGUCCAAGCUACCUGCUAUAAAGGACAAAAAGCCUAUAAGGAAGAAGACUGCAUCCUGUACUCGUAUAAUGCAUCAACCACAGACAUCAAUAACAGUUUCUCAGCCAAGCAUCGCGGUGGAAAAGAAAAGAGUACAUGUACGCCAGCUUUCUGCCAGGCUGGGUGGUACAUAUGGAGGAGAAACCUCAGGACGAGGCAAUGUGUUACAGACGCAAUCUAAGCCUAAGAAACCAAAGGGACUAUUUGAACAACAGAGACAAAUAUUUCAGGAAAAAGAGACAACACAAAGACAUCACAAUGGCAUGAGUUCAACUAACCAUGAUCGAAUUCUCACACCAGUAUCAGCUACAUCAUAUGAGUUAAGGAAACAAACUCAGUGCAUCUCAAGACCCGCAAGUUCUAGAAUAGCUCCUUUACAAAGAGGUGAAGAUGUGUUCAAUGGACAACCAGUGAGAAAUAUCGUAGAUGCUACAGAAAGUGAUGGCGUGAAUACUGCGGAUGCUGUUUAUGAAGUGUCUGUUUCUGAUAAUGCAAGACAGUUGCCACUGAUUGUGAGAACCCCAUCUUAUAAUAUACCGGCCAAUCAACCUCACACUGUGGAAACCAACUUUAUAGAUUCAUAUGAGGAUCAGGUCCAUGACAGUGAGAAUGAGGAACAUCCAAGCAGUCACAGGCAGAUCCAGGAAGUCAACACAGAUACUUUGGGUUCUACAUUAAAUGGGCUUGACACUGCUAUAAGAAACAACUCUUCUUUUGGAAGACCUGAUCCAGCGCCACUCCUAGCAUCUCAUACACUACCCCAAAUGCAUGGUCUUAAUGAAAAUAACAUUAAUGUGCAGAGCCAAGAAUAUUCUACAGUUCCCCAAACAGCUUCUAGAGCUUUAGUUGGCAGAGAGAGGGCUAUACCUAGUAGUGAGCCCUCUGUGGCGUAUGUACCUCCUUUAAGGCUCAGUUUGUCUUCCACAGCACCCACAAUUUUGCGUGAGAACUUGGAUCUAGUUUUCCACACCCUCUCCAUGCAAAGGCAGUCUGCCAACAGAAAUAUGGAAAAUAUUGUAUCCACAGCACAGAACAAAGAACCAUCUAAACAAACAGAUCCAGAGAAGUUGAAGAAGCUGCAGGAAAGGGAAGUAUUUUCUUUGUCUUUAUUAGAGGAAGACUCUGAAGAGGAAGGAGAUCUGUGCAGAAUCUGCCUCAUGGGAGGGGAAACCACAGAAAACCAUCUAAUAGCACCUUGUCAGUGCACAGGAAGCUUGGAAUAUGUUCACACAGAGUGCAUGAAGAAAUGGCUAAUGGCCAAAAUUAAAUCAGGAGCUGAGCUGAGCGUAGUGAGAACAUGUGAGAUGUGCAAACAGAGGGUGGAGUGUGAUAUUGAAGGAUUCAAUCUUGAUGAGCAAUACAGAAAACAUCAGCAGACGAAGGCCACACUUAAUCCCAGUCUCUACCUGGUGUUGCUGCUUCAUUUAUAUCAGCAGAGAUACGAGGAACUGUUGCGAUUGUCAAACACUCGAGAACGGGUAUCUGAGAUUUCAAGACAUUUUUCACAUCUGAGCUCAGGAAGUAAUGAAGAUACAAGAGAUAACGAUCAGGAUUUCUAAUACCUAUUUAAAUCAACAAAGUGUCUACCAUCUGAGGCUGCACCCUGCACGUCUCUGUUGCCCAGGAGCCUCAGCUAGUUCCUUCUUCAGACAUCUACCUGGUCCUGUGUGCUGCAUACUGUCUCCCACAUGAAAAGGAAAGAUUAUUUGUCUUUUCCCAAACAAAACAUGAGUAAUCUCUAGCCCUGUUUCCAGUUCUAAUAACUAAAAGUGAUGCAAAGCAAGACUGUGCGGAUUCACAUGAACGUAAAAUUGCUAAAAGUAUCCAAUAUCUGUUAAGCCAAAUAGAUCAAAUAGAUGUGUAUAACUGAUGUAGGCAACUUGCUCCUGUAUAACUACAUGAUCCAGCAUUGUAGUGCCACUGGUAGCCGACAAUGAUAUCUAAUGGACCUGCCUGAAAAUAGUUUUGAGUGCAGUUUUAAACUCCUCUGUAGCAGGGCCGAAACUAGGAUUUUUGUCACCCGGGGCAAGGUAGUCAUUUGACACCCCCCCCC
Molecule: messenger RNA, 2698 nt
Organism: Pseudophryne corroboree (corroboree frog)
Lineage: Eukaryota; Metazoa; Chordata; Amphibia; Anura; Myobatrachidae
Gene: MARCHF10
Product: membrane associated ring-CH-type finger 10
Exons: 11
Coding region: 303-2204 (633 amino acids)
Molecular function (GO): zinc ion binding
Source: RefSeq, a predicted model, not a curated record